AUGUCUACAACAAUAGAUCAAAAGGCCUAUUUGCAGAAAUAUCUGGGCGGGCCAUCGGCUAUCAAGAAAAAGAAAAAGAAAAAAGUCGUCAAAGGACAAGGCUUUAAAAUUAUAGAUGAUGACUUAGAUUUCUCUAAGUUACGGGCAUUAGAUGGAGAUGAAUUGGAUAUUCUUGAUGAGGGUGAAGAUGCUCCACAGAUAGCUGGCAUUAUAGAUGAAAGACCAGAUGAUGUCAAAAAAUUAGAACAAUUCAAAACUACCUCUAAAUGGCGAGUGAUCAAUCAGGAUGACGGUUUUAACAGCAAACUACAAGUUGAGGAAAUCAAGAAGGAUGUCAAAGAGGUCGAAAAGGAAAAUGAAUUAAUAUUUGGGAAAAUGUACAGCGAUUCUGAGGACGAGAAACAGCAAGACUCCGACGCGUCGCCACCAAGAAGGAAGAACAAAGACGAUGAGACAAGAACGGCAACAAAAAUAACUCUGAACAGUAAAGAAAACAGCGACAGCGAUCUAAGCCCGCCCAGAAAUAGAAUUACGCGAUCCCCUUCUAAGAAAACAAAAUACGAGAACAUCACGAACUACGAUUCUGAACUGUCACUGCCGAGGAGCAAGAAAAAUGAUGACCGGUCUAAAACAGGUACAAAUCAAAGCCGGAACAACAGCGACAGCGACCUUAGCCCGCCCAGAAGGAGACGUUCGCAGUCCCCGUCGAAGGAUACCAAAUGCGACGACACAAGGUCCGAUUCUGACCUGUCACCGCCGAGGAGGAAAGAGAAGAAAGGGAAAACGAGGAAACCCAGCCGCUGGGAGCAAAUCGACGGGGACACGAGCAAACGGUAUAGGAAAAAGUCGCCGAGCUCAGACAGCUCACCACCAAGGAGGGACAAGAGACAAAAAGACGUAAAAACAAAAACAAACACCACCAACUUAUCACCAAGAAGAUCGCACAGGAGCGAAAACAGCGCUAUGUGCGAUUCGGACACGUCGCCCCCGAGUAAAUCGAGAAAGGAUGCCUCGUCAAGAAAAAGGAACAGAACCCCAGACUCCGACCUAUCUCCUCCGAGGAGGAAAAAGCAAUCGCCACAGAGGCAAGCGGUCAACGACAGUAACAGCGAACGAAGGUACCCGGAAAAUAAAAAGAGAAAUUGGUUAGAAACCUCGCGGGAAGAUAGGCACAAAGGACACAAAGGGUCGCACAAAUAUCCAGAGGGACGAAGUAGAACGAAGCGUGGCAGCGAUUCAGACGCGUCCCCGCCAAGAAAAGCGCAGAGCAGUAGGAGAGAGGAGAGAAGAAAUUACCAAAGAAGCAGUGACAGCCCGCCACCAUCCAAUAUGAAAAUGGCUAAGACCCUGGAAGGAAAGAAGGCUGGGCUGCAAGAUGCCCUUCAGUUGCGGAAAGAGAAUGAAGCCUUCAGGAAGAGAGAAGAAGAGGUGUUCAGGAAGAUGACUGAUGAAGUUUCAGGAAGGAAUGCAAAAGCUGUUUCAAGAAGUAAAAGAGAGACUUCAGAAGAAAGGCAGAAAUUAAGAGAGAAAGCAGAGAGGCAGAAAGAGUUGGAUGAUAAAUACAAAAAAUGGAGUAGAGGUCUUAAGCAAAUAGAGGCGCAAGAGGCCAGGGUGCAGGAGUACAUUCACGAAGCGGCCAAACCCCUGGCGAGGCAUAAGGACGACCGAGACUUGGAGCAGAACUUGAAGCAAAUCGAGAGAGCUGGGGAUCCAAUGCUUCAGUAUAUCAGGGAGAAGAAGGUGGAGAGAGGCGAAAUCGGACCUGAGAAGCCGCAGUACAAAGGCAACUUCCCCCCGAACCGCUUCAGCAUACGCCCUGGCUACCGCUGGGACGGCGUGGACCGGUCCAACGGCUACGAGAAGAAAUACUUCGAGCAGCAGAGCAAGAAGCGAGCCCAAGAAGAGGAGGCUUAUAAAUGGAGCACGGAAGAUUUG
Molecule: messenger RNA, 1935 nt
Organism: Iphiclides podalirius (scarce swallowtail)
Lineage: Eukaryota; Metazoa; Arthropoda; Insecta; Lepidoptera; Papilionidae
Source: the annotation of a GenBank genome assembly